Molecule: messenger RNA, 899 nt
Organism: Panicum virgatum (switchgrass)
Lineage: Eukaryota; Viridiplantae; Streptophyta; Magnoliopsida; Poales; Poaceae
Product: keratin-associated protein 21-1-like
Exons: 2
Coding region: 71-589 (172 amino acids)
Source: RefSeq, a predicted model, not a curated record
GGACAGAUGCCAUAUCUCCUCAAUCCUCAUGCCAAGCGAAUAAUUUAGCAGCUCAACAAGAGGUUUGGAAAUGGCGAACAAGUUUGUAGUUCUUCUUGGUGUUGUCCUGGCCUUUCUCCUCGUCUGCCAGGAUUUGGCAUGUGCUAGAGGGCUCACUGAAACCAAUGAGUCUGAAGGAAAAGAUGUGAAGCCUGCUGGAGGAGUGCCUGGACUCAAGGAUGAAAAGUGGGGAGGUGGUUACAAUGGAGGAUAUGGCAAUGGCGGCAGUUAUGGUGGUGGGUACGGUGGUGGCUAUGGGCCUAGAUAUGGUGGAGGAUACCACCAUGGCCACGGAGGAGGCUAUGGGCCCGGAUAUGGUGGAGGAUAUGGAUCUGGACAUGGUGGUGGCUAUGGUGGCCCUGGAUACGGUGGUGGCUAUGGUGGCCCUGGAUACAGUGGCGGGUAUGGUCAGCCUGGGUAUGGCAGAGGAUAUGGCGGUGGCUAUGGUGGUGGCUAUGGAGGAGGAUAUGGUAGUGGCAGCGGGUAUGGUGGAGGAGGGGGCUAUGGAGGCGGAUAUGGAGGAGGUGGACACCAUGGUGGAUGGAAUUAAGUGGUAGAGCUAUGCAUGUUUCUCUAUGUCAAACAAUUAAGAAACACAUCGUGAUGAUAGGUUUGAAUGUUGCAUGGCACUUUGGUGAUACAAAUCAUGUCUAUGUAUGGUAUAAAACAUGGUGAUGGAUGUACUGUUGUGUACAUUAGAUGGAUUUAAUCCUGUCUUGCAUGAAGUGUGGUAAUAAGAGCUAGGCAGCUAGCCAUGUAUGGCAGUGUGCACUAGCUGGCUUUUAGAACUGGUACCUCAUCAUGUAUGGACCUAUGUAUACAUAUAAAUAAAUGACUAUCCUUUAAAGUUGUGUAUCAAA